Molecule: messenger RNA, 1634 nt
Organism: Cimex lectularius (bed bug)
Lineage: Eukaryota; Metazoa; Arthropoda; Insecta; Hemiptera; Cimicidae
Gene: Urod
Product: uroporphyrinogen decarboxylase
Exons: 1
Coding region: 62-1129 (355 amino acids)
Biological process (GO): heme biosynthetic process
Cellular component (GO): cytosol
Molecular function (GO): uroporphyrinogen decarboxylase activity
Source: RefSeq, a predicted model, not a curated record
GAUAGUAUCGAGGUACUGUUUGUAUCCUUAUCAUGACUUGUCACGUCAACGUUUCUUCGUCAUGACCGGCAAGUUCCCCGAGCUGAAGAACGAUCGCCUCCUGAGGGCGGCCAGGGGCGAGAAAGUGGACAAAGUGCCCGUCUGGAUAAUGCGUCAGGCCGGCCGCUACCUCCCGGAGUUCCGCGAGCUCAGGAGCAGACACGACUUCUUCGAGAUAUGCCGGACUCCGGAGCUCGCCUGCCGGAUCACCCUCCAGCCCGUGGAACGCUUCCAGGACUUGGACGCUGCCAUAAUUUUCUCCGACAUACUAGUCGUACCCCAGGCGAUGGGCAUGACUGUCGAGAUGAGGCCUGGCGUGGGACCGGUCCUGCCGGAACCGUUGGCCUGCCCUGAUGAUAUCGACAGACUCACUUAUCCGGUAGAUGUCACAAAAACACUCGGUUAUGUUAUGGAAGCGAUAACUUUGACAAGAACCAGACUAGAAGGGAGAGUUCCUCUUAUAGGAUUUUCAGGUGCGCCUUGGACGCUCAUGUGCUACAUGAUUGAAGGUGGAGGGUCGAAAACUAUGUCCAAAUCCAAAGCAUGGCUCUACAAAUAUCCUAAAGACAGCAUGCAGCUUUUAAAAAAUCUCACAGACGUUGUUAGUGACUAUUUGGUAGAACAGGCGAAAUCCGGGGCGCAGCUGUUACAAGUCUUCGAAUCUAAUGCGGAAUACCUAGGCCCUGACCUUUUCGCACAAUUCGCCCUCCCUUGUAUAAAAGAGAUCGCAUUAAAUGUAAAGCAAGCCCUUAAAAAAGAAAAUUUAGACGUUCCGAUGACAAUAUUUGCAAAAGGCGCACACUACGCCCUGAAAGAAUUGUCUCAAAGCGGUUAUGAAGUUGUCGGUGUAGAUUGGACUGUCGAUCCAAGGAGGGCGAGAGAGCUCACAGACAAUUCAGUCACGCUUCAAGGAAACCUGGAUCCUUGCCUCUUAUAUGCGCCUCAAGACUUCAUAAAAUCUUCGGCUCAGGAAAUGGUGAAAAGAUUUGGAAUGUCAAAAUACAUCGCUAAUCUCGGACACGGAAUAUAUCCUGACAUGGACCCCGAACAUGUCGAAACUUUUCUCAAAGCCGUGCAUUCAAGUAGUUAGUAUUAUUUUAUAUCAACUGGUGGAAGUUAAUAAUUUUUUAAAUAUUUUGUCAACUUUUAAGUUGUUUUGUUGAGAAAUAAAUAUUUAUUGUACAAACAUUAUUUUUAAAAAUUUCAUCUCAAUCUCGCCCUUCUAUAAAAGACAUCACCUCGAAUGUAUGAACUAAAAAAAAAGUCUCAGAAAUAAAAACCUAUAUUGUGAUCCUUACCGAUCAUUUUGGUCUGUAAGUCUGCAUUUUUUUCCAUUAUACAGCACAUAUUAGGUCGUUAAACAUGUUUUUGUGCAUUAACUAAUUGGUGAUAUUAAAUUUUCCAUUUUAAUCCUUAUUCAACUCACCAACUGACUGCCUUUCUUCCCAUUUUAUAAAUCUCACUGAAAAUGUCGGAAGAAAAAACUCAUUUGUGGUGGGAGAAAAAAAAAGUGUGAAGGCAGUGGGCCGAGUAAGGUGAAAAUGUCGUGCAUCGUAACACUGCAGCGUUUUGGUUCAGGCGGUUCAAUUCUGGGA